CGUACCCACACACAUACCCACACACACAUACCCACACACACCUAUCCACACACGUACCCACACACACCUACCCACACACAUACCCACACACAUACCCUCGAGAUGGACGGUGACGAGUUCAACAUACUGCUGGCCACCGAUUCAUACAAGGUGUCGCACUAUCGGCAGUUUCCUCCCAACGUCACCAAGGUGUACUCGUACUUCGAGUGCCGGGGAAGAGGUCAUGUCAGUAGCCAAGCAGAGCCCCACAAGUUCACCGAGUCGGUCUUCUUCGGGCUGCAGUACACGCUGAAGAAGUACCUCUGCGGUCAGGUGGUGACGAGGGAGAAGAUCCAGCAAGCCAAGGAGAUCUACCAGCAGCACUUCCAGCAGGACAUCUUCAACGAGGAUGGAUGGAACUACAUCUUGGAGGAGCACGAAGGGCGGCUGCCGGUUCGGAUCAAGGCGGUGCCGGAGGGAACCGUGGUGCCACUGGGGAAUGUGCUAUUCACCGUGGAAAGCACCGACCCCAAGUGCUUCUGGAUCAUCGGGUGGCUCGAGACCAUCCUGGUGCAGACGUGGUACCCCAUCACCGUGGCGACGAGCUCGCGGGCGCAGAAGCAGCUGCUGGCGCGCUACCUGUGUCGGACAGGCGGCAGCCGCGGCCUGCUCGAGCGCCAGCUGCAGGACUUUGGGUACCGCGGGGUCUCUUCCCAGGAGACAGCGGCUAUCGGCGGUGCGGCGCACCUCGUCAACUUCAGAGGCAGCGACACCAUGGCCGGCGUCAUGCUACUGCGCCGCUACUACGGCUGCCCCAUGGCCGGACACUCCAUCCCCGCCGCCGAACACAGCACGGUGACGGCGUGGGGGCGUGAGCGGGAGGGCGCGGCGUUCCGCCACCUGCUGCAGCAGUUCCCGUCGGGCGCCGUGUCCGUGGUGAGCGACAGCUACGACAUCUUCCACGCGUGCCGCGAGCUCUGGGGCCGCGAGCUGCGGACGCUCGUGGAGGAGCGCAGCCUGGUCGGGGGGCAGCUCCUCAUCCGCCCCGACUCGGGUGACCCUGCCGACACCGUGCUCAAGGUGUUGAACAUCCUGGGCAAGGCGUUUGGCACGGUGGUGAACGAGAAGGGCUACAUGGUGCUGCCGGAUUGCCUCCGCAUCAUCCAGGGUGACGGCAUCGACAUCAGCUCCCUCAAGCGGGUUCUGGACGCGGUGGAGAAUGCCGGCUGGAGUGCUGCGAACCUGUUCUUUGGGAGCGGCGGUUCCCUGCUGCAGAAAGUCAACCGCGACACCCUCAACUGCUGCUUCAAGUGCAGCUACGCCGAGUUCGACGGACAAGGGGUCGAUGUUUACAAGCAGCCAGUGACAGACCCCAGCAAGUGCUCCAAGCGGGGACAGCUGUCCCUGCAGAAGACCAUCGAUGGGCAGCUGGUGACCGUGGAGGGCGGCAAGGGAGAUCAGGACACGGAUCUGCUGAGAAUCGUGUUUGAGGAUGGACAGCUUCUCCGGGACUUCUCUCUCGAGGAAAUCCGGGUGAAUGCCGCCCUCCGAGAGGAAGAUUUUUCUCCCGACCCGAACCCCGACGUCAUCCUCCAGUGAAUAACCGUCGUCGAGUCUCGGUUAUCUGGGGCAACGGCGGCGGCCAGGAUUAUACGACAAAAGAAUACAAACACGGGUAUUGCAAAAGCGGCGUAAAGGACAUCUAAACAACCGUACCAGUGGGUUAUCCUGGGAUCACGACCCCGACGGAACGAAGAUGCGGAGAUUUGCGGAACGCGAAGCGACUGCGCGGUUGUCCGGGUCGGCCUGCGCGUCGAGAAUUUCUCCCCCUCAAGCCUCCGCGACGUGGCGGCGCAGUGGCACUGCAACUCGCGCAUCCCCAGACAGAGAGAGCCGCCGUAAUGCCCGUGGAAUUGCCCGUGGUAGUGUGCUUGGCACAAACUCGACACACGAAAUGCUCAACUCGUGGAUUGCAGGCGGCCGUAGCGAACAACUUGGCACGCUCAUUCGAAACGAGCGAUUUAAGAUGAGUCUUUGAAACAUUUCUAGCAUCGUGGUCCAAAUUUCCAAUUUCCAACAUUUAAUAAAUGUACAUAAUUGGUAAAAGCCAGAUGAGCAAUAUCGGCCCGGCUAUUCAAACCUAACUAAACUAAACUUUUUUAUUUUACCAGGUAAGCCCCACUGAACUAUAUAGCUCUUGUUCUUGGUUCUUUCGGUAAAGUCACAUA
This is a messenger RNA of Petromyzon marinus (sea lamprey), 2207 nucleotides long. RefSeq names its product nicotinamide phosphoribosyltransferase-like. Gene Ontology annotation, biological process: NAD+ biosynthetic process. The record is from RefSeq and is a predicted model, not a curated record. Gene Ontology annotation, molecular function: nicotinamide phosphoribosyltransferase activity. NCBI's taxonomy places the organism in Eukaryota, Metazoa, Chordata, Hyperoartia, Petromyzontiformes, Petromyzontidae.